AGGGACCGAUAGGCAGCACUCAUAGUAAGUACUUUCUUUUGGCACUAGCUGCAAGGGGAACCCCCGCCUGACGAUCUUCAAAAAUGUACAAGCGACUCCUAUGGGAGUCCGAGUGCUCGCUGCACUCGGAGAUCAUCAAAAAGAGCAAGAGUCUUCUAAGUAUAUAUACAUACUAGCCACCCCCGGCGCAUCCAUACAUGUUCGGCAUCAACAGGUGGUAAGACCACUUGAAGAUAGACAGCACUUUUCAAAGUACUAACUUCACUGACAGUAAAAAUCAUGGGUGCGGGUCCGUCCACGGGCCCGGCGAGCCAGCCGGAAGAGCAGGUCGAGGAGGCGGAGCUGCACCUUUUCUGCCACUCGUGCGGCAACCGAAAGGUUUUGCAGAUCGACCCCGCCACGGGCUCGUACGAGCACCCGCAAUGUUGCCCGUCCUGCGGGGAAGCCACGGCGCUGGAGCUGAUGCCCUUUGCGGUCGACAACUCGUCGACCCAAAACUCGUUCGUGCACGAACCCGCGGUGGAGUGUGUGACGGUCGAACUGGACGAAGUCGACGAACAGACGGGCUACAUUCACCUGCGGGUCUUGCCGAAAAUCAAGAACCUCGAUGACCGCUUCCAGGAGCAAAAUGUCGUGGAUAAAUCUCCGGUCCGAAUAUCUUCUAGUGAGCGGGAUAGUAGUACAACUGGUGCGGAUCAUCGCACCAUAUGUACUCCUGUUGCGACUUCUGCACCACACCUCCUACAGGGUCGGACGUGCCAUCGAGGAGCCGUGGACAAUGGAAAUAGUAACGCAAGAAGUAAUCCAGGAGACGCAGUCGCAGGUUCUGUUGAAUCAGGUGGACAAGUGAGGACACGACAAGAUGAUCAGGAGGAUCCGCAAGAAGGAAUGAUCAUGAACGCAGCAGACACUACGGGUACUGCGGCCCGGCAAGCAGUAGACCCGGAGUUGCUUGUGAGAACAUCAACCACGACAGCACAUCACUCGCCGUUCGAAGGCGUGUUGACGUCCGGAGCGCUUGCAGCUCAGCAAGAGCCAAAUGUAUCCUCUUCGGAUAACGAAGUCGUGCCCGAAUUCACGCCAACCGCACAGAAGCUGCUGGAUUCCAUUCUGCCCGUGCCGUACCGCGGGCGAAGGUACGUGUACAAUCUGUUCGGGCAAAAGCCGAAGCGCAAGGACGGCCAGCAGAGCUCGGCCUCCGAGGCGAUCUCGUCUGCGUCGGAGGUUGAGCCGACGGACAAGCUGACGCAACAGAUUAGCGGGAGCAGCACGAAGCAGCGACACAGCACGCGUUCGCAGCAGCAGCAAAAUCGGUCCAAGUUUGGAAAAUUUCUGUCGGAGGCCAUCGAGGCCGCGGCUUCGUCCACGGCGCUUGCCGGGACGACGGGCGGAGCAACUGGAGGGAGCAGCAGUACAACGGCUGCCGGGGGGACCACAGCGAGAAAUUCCCAAACAACAACGACCGCGGGAGCUCCUCAACCUCCACAUCUGGUUCACGCGGGAGCAAGCACAAACCGCCCGUCCGCGUCUCUGGCCUCUUCCUCGCUGAACCUGCACCAACACAUCUUGGAUACAACAACCACUUCGCAGGCCGCCAACACUUCUGCCAGUAACAUGUCGCGGAACCUUAUGAUCCACAGGUACCGCUCAGCUGGGCCAACGAGCGAGGCGGAGUGUGGUGGAGGGGCCCACCCGACGUCGAACCAGCAAGAUGGCGCGACCAAUUUUGGCACCAUGUCCAUCGCCUCUUCGAAUACGACCGUGAAUCGCCGGAGUGUACACAACUACCACACGAGCCGGGCAUCCCGUGCGUCCGACACCAUCGCCUCCACCGCGUUCGAGGAGGAGUGUGCGAUUUGCAAGGUGAAUUUCGCGAAGUACGAGGAAGUCGUCGGGUUGCCCUGUGGCCACGUUUUCCACUUCGACUGCUGUCGCGACUGGCUGGCCCGCCAGCACACCUGUCCCAUGUGCAGAUUCGAACUGGAAGUGGACGAUGGCACGUUCUUGCGGUCCGUGGGCCGCCACGCGGAGGCCGCGGUGUUGGAGGAGGAGGGGCACUGGUUUUCGGCGCUGAUAAAGAAAAAUGCGUCAGUGCACUUCGGCCUCCACUGCGGCGUCUGCCGUGCGACGCCCCUGUUCGGGAACAACGUGCACCAAUGCGUGGAACGCAGAGGAUUUUUCUCCUGCAGUAAGUGCUGGGUGUCCGGUCGGGCGAAGAGCGCGCAUCCCGGGCACACGUUUCGGCCGUUCGACUGUUUCACAUCCGUAAAGGACAAGUCGACGCUGCCGAGCAUCACACUGGUGCCGGCAGCGGCCGAUGGUGCGGGGUCGGACUCGCUUUCGGGAGUUGAGCAGCACCAUGAUUCGCGCGAUGUCGAAGCGUUCAGCAGGCCGCAGGACGGUGAAAUAAACAGCGUAAUGUUGCUGGCGGGGACCACGGACAGUCAGCAGUUGGAGCAAAGCAUCAACACUAGUCUUUCGAGUUCCCCACUACAAAAUGUCGCGAUUGUAUCGCAGCUUGAGGCCGACGCGGAGGAAGCUGCACUUGCGAUUUCCCACGCGGAUGUUGCCGGACGAGCGCUUGUUACCCAGCAGGACGAGGCGCAAGACGAGGCCCAGCCACAAUCCGCUUCGCAACUGGAAAACUUUGACCCGUCGGUGUCCGCGGCGCAGUCUGUGUUGAAGUGCCGGGCGCAAGACUACCAUAUGAAGCAAACGCUUUUUCAGAGCCUGGAGAGAGCGCCACUCUUCGACACCAGCCCGCUGAAAAAAUUUGACGACGCGGAGGAGCGGGACCGAGCGGACCGGAUCCUCGCGACUGCGAGGAAGUAUCGUGAGGGAGAACUAGCGCCGCGCGUGAAUAGCGCCAGAAAUUUGUGGGAGAAGAAAAGCGAAGAGAGCAAGAAACCAGCGGGACGGCUUCAUCGCGGGUCUGUCAGCAGCAUUCGGAAAAAGCACUUCUUCCCGACAGCGAAAGGGCCGGAGAAAGUGGAGAGGGAAUUGUUGGGCAGUAGAGCGAAUGGUGGAGCAAUGUCGGCUACCAGCAGUGCGGGAGGUGCAUCUUCGUCGUCGUCCUCGUCUCAACCGCAUUCUACUUCCGGUCCGAGUCAAAAUGCAAGCGCCGCGUGUUCGCUUUCACCGCAUCGCGGGCCGCACGUGGGGCUGCAACUGAAGCACGGGCCAGACUACUACCACCACGGGUGCGUGGCCAACAACGCGGAGGAGAGCUCGCGCCAGACCGGGGACAUUCUGUCUUCGCACUACGACCACGUGUACUCAAACAUGCUGUUGCAAGGCCUCGCCGAGAGAGAGUGGGCGCAGCGGUUUCUUCUCGGUCAGCGGGGCGGACGCCACCUGGUGACGCGAAGACCUCCUGGUGCUCCCGAAGGAAUGCAGGAAUCAAACAAUCGGGACGACGACGACGACGUGGAGCAGGGUGAUUUAGAUGAUGAUGGGACGAACAAGGAACCUGCCGAGGCAGGCACAGCUCCAGCUGCGCAACACGGGGACGAUCCAACUUCGGAGCAGAACACUUCAAGGUCCAGCUUUUCCUUCGGCGUCUUCGGCUCGUCCUUGCGCCGAGAGAAGAGCAGUGCAAGUGCGGAAGUCGCGGCCCCGAAUCCGCAGCUCGACGUCACCACGAGCUCUGUUUUCCAGGGAAAGGCCCUGAGCAUGUCGUCAAUCGGCACCACAAUUGGAGCGGGACAGAGUUCUACAAUUACCGCGAGCUGCAUCUCCUCCGGAGCACCACCACAUACAACAUCGAGUCUGCUCAACAGCGACAGUGGCGGUACUAUGGAGCUGUUACCGUCUGUGGCCUCCAGGCGCCCCAGCGCCGAUCUGCCGCGGCCCGACACCGCACCCAGCAAUCAGCUGGACGACAGUGGAAUUGAGAGUAGUAACUCUCAACACCGCAGAGGAGGAGGACCUCCUCGUGCCAGUACCGCUGCUGCGAGUCGCCGACAUAGUCAAGUGAGCGCAUUUUCGCAGAGCUCGUCCACGAGCGCGUUGUCCGAGACAACAAGCGCAGCAUCCUCGCUGAUGAUCCAGGGUCGGCGCACCGCCGCGCGUCUCCGCCGAGCGGUGGAUACGGAGGACGUCGUGGUCUCCCAGGCACUAGCAUCCUGCACGAACUUUUUCGCCCUUCCGCUCGUCCGGAGCACACUGGAUAAAAUUUCCAAGAAGACGCACGAGAAAUCGCAGACGGCCCUGUAUCACAGCCGGGGCUGGAACCCGCUGGAUCGCCACGGCUGGGACCAGCGGUGGAUCGUGGACAAGCGGAAGGCGGUUUUGGGCGCGAAGCGGUUCGGCUCCGUGGACUUCUUCGACAAGAAGGUGUACGAGGUUCCCAACCACGCGUUUCUCACCGAGGAGUCCGCCCGGGUGCAGUUCCAACGGAGCGCCGUAGCGCGGCCCGCGAAGGUUUCCGAACCCACCUCGGUGUCCGCCUCGCAGCGGGCGGCGGGCGGCCGGGGCUCGAAUCGCCGCAACCAGCACCACAUUGCCGGCCCGCUCGCGACCGGGGUUGGGAGCGACAAGGUGGUCGACACGCUGGUGUCCAAGCACGGCUCCAUGGACAAUUACGAUGCCCACAGAGACGCCAAUCCCAACACCGCACCCUUACACUACAUGAGCGUCGAACGGCGCCGCUAUCAGGAACGACCGGACAGCUCGCCACGACCGACGCUGCUUACCGGGUUCGGGCGCGGGCUUCCGGGAAAGUCCGGCCUUGUCCACACGGGGACGAGCGGCAGCUGGGCGUGAAAUUUUUAUAAAGGCUGGGUAGGGUUGCGGUUGGUGCACGUAAGUUAUCAGUAGACAAACAUCACAACAUUAAUAAAUUUUACGUCAGAUCAAACACAAUAAACAAGAGAAGCAGUAGAAGGGUGUGGAUCUGCCUUUUGGUAACUGACACACGCAUUAUUAGUAAAGGUCUCUGCAGUAAUUGCCUUUUUGCUGCGAUGACGAUUCCCUGAACCUUUGGUUUUACACGAAAUAAAAAUUUAAGAAGCAGAUGGAGUCUUGUCUUGCUUUCCCUGCAGGACUGCCUGCUUAUACAUACGUCGGACCUCGCUGCUGGAGCUUCGGAGGUACCCUAAAAGAACACAUCGCCAAGUGCGAAAAAUUGAAUACGAUUCGAAUAACUUGGCUUUCUGGCCUCACCAGAGCAGCAUAUCGUCGUGCAAAGGAAAAUUGCAAAAGAAAACC
This is a messenger RNA of Amoebophrya sp. A120, 5208 nucleotides long. The record is from the annotation of a GenBank genome assembly. Lineage: Eukaryota; Dinophyceae; Syndiniales; Amoebophryaceae.